This is a messenger RNA of Alternaria atra, 2502 nucleotides long. RefSeq lists its product as uncharacterized. The transcript has a single exon. The record is from RefSeq and is a predicted model, not a curated record. Lineage: Eukaryota; Fungi; Ascomycota; Dothideomycetes; Pleosporales; Pleosporaceae. The coding region runs from base 1 to 2502 and encodes 833 amino acids.
AUGCCCAUAUUUCAUGAUCCCCAUGAUAGUCCGCCGACAUCGUCAUUCUCGCCUCAGGCAUCGGUCACGAGCUUCCAAAGAGCAGACACUUCGGGAUUCGCUGUAGAAAGGAACUUGGAAACCGACCUGCAAUCAGAACUACCGAAAACCGACAUGUCUCUGGACAUGAACCCUGAGUCCCCUAGCCAAACGCGCAAACCAUCCAUGUUCGGACGGAAGGAGUGGAUCGAGAGGAUCAAAAGGACGAAUAGUCCAUCGUGGCUGCAGCGGCAGGGUGUGAGUACCCGCCCGGAGACUCAGGAAACAUUCACACCACGGCGUUUGAUGGCCGAUGUAAGGAAUACUGAUGAUGUGAUACAGGGCGAAGUUAUGACUGAACGCGAUGCCUUCACCCGACCGACAUCGCAAGACCGCCCGAAGACACCUCUAGCCUCAUCCACCGAGCCGCAAACCUCACGCAUCUCUACCCCAGAACAUCUUCGAGACCCUGCAGCGAUCGGCUUGGAUAUCGAACGCCCGCGAUCGGCAUUACACUCCGGAGACUUUAGAGAGAAGAGAGCAGGCACAACAUCCGAGAAUGACCCCUCAUCCUCAGGCUUCCUAGCAACUUCACCAGUAGUCCCUUGGAAUCGCUCAUUCCCAACCGCCGCCUUUGCUGCACAACGCAAUGAUGUCUCGUAUCCGGAAUCGCGCGGCGGUGACAAUCGCACAGCUGCACGAGCACGGGCGAUAUCGCAGUCGUCACAGCCACCAUUCAGCUCAUUCGCUUUCCUACCGCCCACGAGCCCGCUUGUUCAGCAGGCAAACAAUACAGACUUGGACUUUUCUUCUAGACCAAGCUCGCGACAAGGGUCUCGCAGCCCCGACAGAAAUAAUCGCCGGCAUACGUACUCUCCUGCGUCCUUCGAUGACUACCAACCCACUCAGAUGGCCCGAUCCGCGACCGGGACUCCAGCUGCGCGACAUCUACGCCAUAGUAGUUCAAUACCAUACCAGGCGCAUCAGCCUCGACGAUCGAUGACGUUCAACCAGUCUGAGCCCCAGUCUCAUUCGCAGACACCGUUCCUUCACGCGCGGCGCCCCUCCUUCUCGUCAGAGGCAUCUCCAUUGCAGCACGCUCCCAUGGUUGGUUCAUAUGAGGAGUCGAUACUACGGGGACGCAUGUCUACUACACCAUCGCGGCCUCUCGACUUCGUCGCCAAGAUUGGGGUACUAGGCAGAGGACAGUGUAAAUCAAGCCUCAAAUGUCCACCUCACGUUACAGUACCCUUUCCAGCUGUCUUCUAUAGCUACAAUACAGGCAACGGUAGGAUCUCGGAUAAUGAGCCGAGCCCCUAUGUUGGGCACAUUGAUCUAGAAAAUUCAUUGCCACCGCCAGACGAAAGUAGUGAGACUGGUAAACGCAAGCGACGACAUGUUGUGCCAGCCCCUGAUCAAGACGACCUCGACUUCAGGAUUAAUCUUGGAGAAGAAGAAAAUGGUCAAAGUGCAAAAGGAGACCUUCGCCGGAAAGAGAAGAAGAAGCGGCGAUCGACAUCACCCAAGGCGCCUCCUGGGGGCUCUUAUCGUAUUCCGCCACAAGGUCAGCUCCAGAUCGUGCUGAAGAAUCCAAACAAGACAGCAGUCAAGCUUUUCCUGGUUCCAUAUGAUUUGUCGGAUAUGGAACCUGGUCAGAAAACUUUCAUCAGACAGCGCAGUUACUCUGCGGGACCUAUCAUCGAUAUGCCCGCAGCCUCGCGGAAGAACUUGGGCACCGAUCGUCCAGAAGCUGCUCUCAGCAAUUCAGACGACCCGAACGACCGACCGAUCCUGCGAUACCUAAUCCAUCUCCACAUAUGCUGUCCUUCGAAGGGUCGCCAUUAUUUGUACAAAAGCAUACGAGUUGUCUUUGCGAAUCGAGUACCGGACGGUAAAGAGAAACUCAGAAACGAAAUCCAGCAACCAGAGCCUAGAUACAGCACCUAUAAGCCGACGCGAGAAGGACCGUCGUUGCAAAAGUCACAGUCAGCCGGAGCCCAGUUUACCACGGAUAAGGCUUUCCGUCGGCGCAGCGCUGGAUGGCCACUUUCACAGUCUCAGCAAGCAUAUGAUCAGCUGGAUGGCCUAAAGCAACACACUCCACUGCCUCCACCAGCCGUCAAGUUCACAGGUGGUACCACCAACUCCUCAGUGUCGAGUGGCUUCAGCUCGCCUAUGCCGGAGAUGCAACCCAUACCAUUUAGCCUUGGUCGGCUGGCUGCAAUCGAUUCACGGCCUGUUUCCCGUGACUGCAUGGAUGUGGAUCCGAAAAGCCCGUUCGAAACGCCUAUAACAUCACCACGAGCCGGCGUGAGCAGCCAGAACAGUCAAAGCGAUGGUACUUUUGAGAAGCUGAGCAAAGGCGAUGUCGGCUAUGGCGUGAAUGCAUUCUCGCCACUUGGUAGCCCAUCUGGUCCUCCCAAUGCGGGACUACUAUCGCAGCGACUGCGCGGUCUGGACGUUCAGCGCAAUGAGAAAGAGUAA